This is a messenger RNA of Priapulus caudatus, 1864 nucleotides long. RefSeq lists its product as uncharacterized. Bases 245 to 1864 code for a protein of 539 amino acids. Lineage: Eukaryota; Metazoa; Priapulida; Priapulimorpha; Priapulimorphida; Priapulidae. The transcript has a single exon. Gene Ontology annotation, molecular function: zinc ion binding. The record is from RefSeq and is a predicted model, not a curated record.
AGUUUAUUACAAGUGUAGGUUUCUAUCUAGAUUUAAAAAAAAUAUAUAGCGUGGGUCUAUGUUUACGGGUCAUUUAUCAAUAAUAUACAAUAUACAUAAAUAACACUUUUUCUUUUGUAAUAAAGGGUAGGGCUCGGAAUACAAGAAAAGUAUUAUGUGCAGUGUGGAUAUAUUUUUUAUAUACAUGUUUUGGUGAUUUUGUAGUCUUAAAAUACUAUUUGUAUCAAUUUUUUAAUCAUUUUAGAUGGAGGAAUCUGAUGAGAAGGCCCUGUCCCUCGAAGAGCUGUUGACCUGGAGCAACAUGGAUCUAAAGGAAUGGUGCAUCAAGCAUGGAAUAGCUCGAAGCGGGAACAAGCACCAGAUGGCGAAAAGAGUAUACCGUGGCAUGCACUACGACGACAGCACGUCUGGUUCGAGUGAUGAAGAUGACGCAGUCGAUUCGCCCACUGUGACAGAACCCUCAUCAUGGACGCCCGUCACCACAGACAACAUCCCUCCGAUACGCUCCAGUGAUGUCACCAACUACUUUGUGUAUCACAAGAACCCACUAGCUGGAGCUAAGCUGACCUCCAAACGACAGCAACGGAAGGCAAAGAAGUUUGUGGCUGAUGAAUAUGUGAGGGACUUGACUGUUGGACAUGGUACACCAGCCAAUAUUUCACAUGUUCGCGCCCAGUGUCAGCCCAGCAUGAAGGCUGCACCAUACCGUACGAGAGUUAGCAUAGCAGAAACCGGAAUGGUACAAGGUGGUGAAUGUACAUGUAAGUCAGGACAGUCUGGUGUCUGUUCACAUGUUGGUGCACUUCUCUUGUCAUUGGUCAAGAUUUGUGACGCGUGUACGAGCCAAACCUGCCAAUGGAAAACAGCUCCAACUGGUAAUGUACGGUUAGAACCAGCAUUAUCAUCCAACAUCAGGAUAUAUAACCCUGAGAAAGACAUCAUCGCUAAGUCACGUCCAUACCCAGGUGUUUACAGUGCAGGGCCAGCAGUAGAUGGAGAUGCCUUCCUGAAGGACCUAUUGGAUGGUAUGGCUACCUGCAACAGUGAUUCGGCACUGUAUCUCACUCUCCGUAACACGCCUGGUGACAUCACUGACUUCACAGAUUUGUUUGAAGUCGACCGUUGUCUGGCGGAUCAUGUCGACCUUUCCGCGGCUCAAAAUCAGUCACUCUUCGAGGCAUUCUUGGCGGAGUAUUCAGAAAGUGUGACCGAGACCAUGAUUGAAAACCUUGAGAGGUCAACUCGUGGUCAAGGGAUCAACCUCAACUGGCGAAAGGCACGUAGUGUGAUACUAACAGCCUCACACAUGGGCAGCAUUGUGAAGAGGCAGAAGGUGGAGCUGGAUGCCCUGGUGAAGACGAUCGCCUACCCCAAGGUCAUCUCAGGGCAGAAGAGCCUGAACUACGGCAACAAGAAUGAAUGUAAGGCCCGUCGAGAGUAUGCCAAGUGGCACAUUAAGCAGUGUGGUAGUGUUGUGGUAGAGGAUAGAGGACUUAUCGUCAGUCGUGAACUGCCUUUCAUUGGUGCCAGCAUUGAUGGUCAUGUCGAGUGUCCGAAAUGUGGAGAAGGUAUAGUGGAAAUCAAGUGCCCGUAUGGAACCAAGCAACAUGCCUUCAGGAACUUAAAACCACAAACAUGUGCAGAAGCCACUGAAUUUUGUUCUCAACUGAAAGACGGCAAGUUGAUUCUAAAGUCGGAGCACAACUACAUGUACCAAGUUCAGGGUCAGAUGGGAGUUUGUCGACAUGAUAACCACUCUAUCACAUAUGUACACUGGAAAAUGAUAAAUGGAUAUAAUCCGGUGGCAAUUUUGCGUUUUACGGAGAAUCCUGCGAGAUACGCGGAAUUGUUCUGUCAAUAUUGA